Medioppia subpectinata is the source of this 515-nucleotide messenger RNA. Lineage: Eukaryota; Metazoa; Arthropoda; Arachnida; Sarcoptiformes; Oppiidae. The record is from the annotation of a GenBank genome assembly.
AGACCAAAGAGGUUUUGAUUACACAUAUAAGGCGUCGACUUAUGCCUCAAGCGGUUAAAGUGAGGGCCGAUAUAGAGGUGGGCUGUUGUGCCUAUGAGGGCAUCGAUGCCGUCAAAAACGCGUUGAGGGCCGGAAUUGCCUGUUCUCUGGAAGACAUGGCCAUCAAAAUCAAUUUAAUCGCUCCGCCAUUAUAUGUGGUGACGACCACUACUAUGGAUAGAGAGAGGGGUUUAGAGUUGUUGACCGAAGCGCUCGCGAAGAUCGAGGACUCGAUCAAGAAAGCGGGCGGAAUGUUCAUCGUUCAGGCGGCCCGAAAGUUGUGACCGAUUUAGACGAAGCAGAGUUGGCGAAGAAAAUGGAACAAUUGGAUCAGGAAAACAGGGAAGUGUCCGGCGAUGACGACGACGAAGACGACGACGAGAACGAGAACGCAGACGACAACGAAGACGAACCAAAACCAGAGACCGAAGCCGUUGUCGUCGACGCAAAGGAUUAGUUUUAUGUUAUUUUACCUA